This is a messenger RNA of Gossypium raimondii (Peruvian cotton), 1585 nucleotides long. Its product is annotated as BES1/BZR1 homolog protein 4. Gene Ontology annotation, molecular function: DNA-binding transcription factor activity. The transcript is spliced from 3 exons. Gene Ontology annotation, biological process: DNA-templated transcription; brassinosteroid mediated signaling pathway. Lineage: Eukaryota; Viridiplantae; Streptophyta; Magnoliopsida; Malvales; Malvaceae. The coding region runs from base 178 to 1137 and encodes 319 amino acids. The record is from RefSeq and is a predicted model, not a curated record.
AAAAAAACCAAAACGACAAAAAAAACACUGGAAAAAAUAUUAUUAAAAAGACCGCCAAAUCCUUUUGUUUUUUUUUUCUUUUUUCAUCUCUUCGUUUGUUUCUCGAGAAAAUAUACACUCCCGGAUUCCGUGAAGUUAAUCGAGUUGCCGGCGUUGCUUUGAGGAAGGUAUCGAAGCAUGACGUCAGGGACGAGAAUGCCGACGUGGAAGGAGAGGGAGAACAACAAGCGGAGAGAAAGGAGGAGGAGGGCGAUCGCGGCGAAGAUCUUCGCGGGUUUGCGAAUGUACGGAAACUACAAGCUACCGAAGCACUGCGACAACAACGAGGUCUUGAAAGCACUCUGUAACGAAGCCGGUUGGACCGUCGAAGAAGACGGCACCACUUACAGAAAGGGAUGUAAACCAGUGGAUCGUAUGGACAUAAUGGGAGGUUCUGCAUCAGCUAGUCCAUGCUCAUCAUAUCACCCAAGCCCUGGUUCAUCUUCCUUCCCAAGUCCAGCCUCAUCCCAUUACACGGCCAAUGCCAAUGGCAAUGCUGAUGCCAAUUCCCUAAUCCCUUGGCUCAAAAACCUUUCUUCUGGUUCAUCUUCAGCUUCAUCCAAGCUCGCUCACCAUCUCUUCAUCGCAGGUGGUUCCAUAAGUGCUCCUGUCACUCCACCACUUAGCUCUCCAACUUCCAGAACUCCUCGAACCAGAAGUGAUUGGGAUGAAAUGAACGCUGGCCCAACUUGCACGGGGAAGCGCUUUUCUUACCUGCCUGCAUCCACUCCACCAAGUCCAAGCCGUCAGGUUUUUCCUGAUCCAGGUUGGCUUUCCAGACUUGAAAUACCCCAAAGUGGGCCAACAUCUCCUACGUUUAGCCUUGUCUCCCGAAACCCGUUUGGAUUUAAAGACGAGGCCUUAUCAGGAGGAGGUUCACGAAUGUGGACUCCAGGGCAGAGUGGCACAUGCUCACCCGCCUUUCCUGCAGGCGUUGAUCAAACAUCAGAUGUUCCCAUGUCUGAUGCUAUUGCUGCCGAGUUUGCCUUUGGCAGUAACAUGACAGGGUUAGUGAAGCCUUGGGAAGGAGAAAAGAUCCACGAGGAAUGUGUAGCUAAUGAUCUCGAACUUACACUUGGAAAUUCAAAAACCAGAUAGAGCUUCAUAAAGAGAAUGAGCAUCACAUCAAGCAAACACUAUCAGAAAGAGGGCGAGAAUAUAAUUAUCCAUGGGACUUCAUUAAAGCUUCGUCAUUUAGAUCGGAAGUUAAAAAUUUUCAAAUCAAAAUCUGAGAUUUCUAUGUUUCGGUCAGGCAACAAAUUUUCGAGUUAGUACGAUGACUAGAAGAAGCACCUAUUCCAAUCUCCAACCCCAUUAAUCUCUUUUCAAGCAAAAGAGAAUAGCUCUAAUUCCUAUGAAUUUGCCUCUUUUAAGUGCAUGCACUUCAUUCCUCUAUUUUUCAUAUUCCGUCUUCUCCAAGUUAGCAAACAGCAUCAACAAUGGUACUGGCUGAUUUGUAUGAUUGUGGCUUUCUGAUUGAAAAAAGUGGUUUUUGACUGUCUGAAUUCUUACAUAUUUGCUUAUGAAAUGACCUUUUUCCUUUUUA